Messenger RNA from Camellia sinensis, 2209 nucleotides. NCBI's taxonomy places the organism in Eukaryota, Viridiplantae, Streptophyta, Magnoliopsida, Ericales, Theaceae. The record is from RefSeq and is a predicted model, not a curated record.
UUUUUUUUUUAAUAGAUAGGAGAGUAAUUACAUUAUGAGAAAUAUGUACAUUAUCAAACAGACCACUAAUCCAUAAUAGAUAGAAAAUCAACAAAAUCUAACAAGCAAUCCAUCAAGCCAAGCCCAACAAUCAUUAUUAAUCACAUAUAACCCCCAUUUUUUUUUUUUAUCAACGCACAAUCCCAUAAUGGGGGAGGAAUUAAUCAAACACCAUAAAGAUAUCAAACUCCUCUCCAUAAAAGUUGAACCCAAAAUCUCACGCCAUAAAAGCCCUACACAAUCAUUGAAAUAUUGUGUUUAGAUAGAUAUCUUGAUUCAUUUGGUGAGCAUGCAGAAUUGGAAUAUAAGAAAAGAAUAAUUUUGCUGUUGAAAGGUCUAUUCAAGAGUCUUGUAAUAAUAGAAGUCUUAGUAGGUGAAGAUAAAUAAAUUCAACGGUAAAGAAAACCUUUCACAACAGACAAAAAUAAGAUAAAUUCAACAAAAAUAUAUAUAUAUAUAUAUAUUGUUCACUCACCCUUUAUAUAUAUAUGGAUGAAUAUGCAUAUGUACGUAGAUAAAAAGAGUUAUAAAUGGUGUGGCCUUAAAAGUUUGUUGUUGUUUGGAAAGUCCUCUUGACUGUCAUCCUUCUCUUGGUUUUUGAGGUGUCUGUAAGCGAAUUAGCUGAUAUUUGGAGGCCUCUCUUUCCUGACAGGAUUUCCACUAAUUUUACAAGAUAUGAUGUCGAAUGCAAGUGUUGAUCCUGUCUCCCUUCACUUAGAUGAAAAGUUUACUCACCUAUCUGGUACAGACUUCGAGUGUUAUAUCUACAAAGUGCAUGAUCGACUACGUUGGCAAAAUGAAAAGUUAUAUGAACCAGAAAUAAUGGCUAUAGGACCAUAUCACCAUGGUAAAGACAACCUACAAUGGAUGGAAGAACACAAAUUACGGUAUCUGCGAUUGCUUCUUAAACGAAGAAAUGAGACUAGUGUGGAUAGAUACAUAGUAGCCAUGAGAGAUUUGCAAGAACAAGCACUUAGGUGUUAUGCAGACUCUGUAUGGCUUAACAAAGAUGAGUUUGUGAAAAUGAUGCUUCUUGACAGCUGCUUUCUUGUUGAGUUGUUUCGCAAAUUUACCAUAACAAGUAUGAGAGAUAGAAAUGACCCGCUCUUCAAAAUUGAUUGGAUACUUCCAAGUAUAUUGCGCGACUUAUUGUUAUUUGAAAAUCAACUUCCAUUCUUUGUUCUUGUGCAGUUGUUCGAUAUGACCAAAGUUCUCGACCCUCAUGACAAUAUCACUGAUUUAGCCAUUCAAUACUAUUGUUUUGUCGGUAAAUAUUUUUCAUAUAAUGCAUGGCCAGGUUUUGAAAAGAUUUUAUAUGCUUAUAAUGGAAUUUCAGCUUGUGGUGUGAAACAUUUUAUUGGUCUGGCACACCAAAUUACAUCUUUUUCGCUCUCAAAAUCAAUACCUUUAACAAGUGUCGUUGGAGACAAGAAUAAGAUAUGGGAACACAUACAUUGUGCCACAGAGCUACAUGAAGUUGGGAUCAAGUUCAAGAAAUCUAAGCAUGAUACACUCUUUUAUAAUGUAAAAUUUAAAAAUGGGGUAUUAGAAGUCCCGAGAUUCGUCAUACAUGAGAAGACAGAAAGUGUUUUUAGAAAUCUAAUUGCAUACGAGCAACAUCAUCUCGAGGAGGACAUUGGCCUCAAAUAUAUAAGUGGUUAUGUAACUUUCCUGUGUUGCCUCAUUAACUCAUCACAGGAUGUCUCCUUGCUUCGUCGCUAUGGAAUUCUCAAAAACAUGUUAGGUAGUGAUGAAGCGGUUGUGUCGAUUCUUAACAAGAUUUCUACUUGUGCCGUUGCACCUCGUGACAAUUUUUAUUACUCUCAAGUAUUUAAAAAUGUAAGCGGGUAUGGUAAACAACGUCGGAACAUAUGGACUACGAUGUUAAGGCGUAAUUAUUUCAACAGCCCAUGGACAAUCAUCUCGUUUCUCGGAGCUAUUGUGUUGCUUCUACUCACUUUGACACAAACAAUGUUUUCCAUUCUAGCUUACUUCUGUAAUAAAGGUUGUUGAGCCCAUGGAAAAACUUUUAUGUAAGAUUAUUUGAAAUCUUGAACUAUAUUCUUAAGAAAGUUGGAAGAAGGUUAUAGCGAUCCCGGUUUUCCCUUCAUUGUUUAUUGUAUUCCGGACUCGGUUCCGCGGAUGUGUUGUUGUCUUCUUCUCAUUUCCA